AUGGUAGACCACAUACCCUCUCUUCCGUGGGAAGAACUCGCCUCCAACUUCACUUACAUCCGCGCCAACCCCGCCGCCAAAGGCAUCACAGACCUCUUCCCGCAGGCCCUCCCAACACUACCCGAAGACCUGAACAGCUUCAUCCUCACCCUGACUCAAAAGCUCAAACACGACUCCUCUCUAGAACGAAGCAAGUACGCAGAAACAUACGACGCGCCCGACGAAGAAGAAGUACUCAUCGACGACGAGACCGUCCGCGAAAUCACGCCCUUCUUCCGCAGACUGCACAAAUACCACCCGCAACACCGCCUCAGCGACAACAGAUGGCCGAACGGCAUCGCCGAUGACAACCCGGGCUGUCGACACCCCGCGGAGGUGCGGUGUCGAUGCCUGAUCCCGUACGAGGAGAGGAAGGUCAAGGCGCUGACGCGGACGCAUGAGUACAACACGUGCUUCGAGUUCUGGAUGGUGAACGGUAUGGGGUUCCGCGGUUGGGAGAUUGUGAGGACGUUGCUUGUUCAUGGCAAGAUGGAGCCGCUUUUGAGGCUUUGUAAGUGCCCUUUUGUUGACAGCAUUGGGCAAUUUCCGUCUUGGUGGGAUGUGGGCUCUUGUGUCUGCGAAGGUCCUGAUGGGGCGAUGUCCUUGCUAUACGAAAAGACCGCAAUGUCUUUCAUCUGUCUUCAACUCCUGCGCCACCAUCCGCAAAUACAGCAGAGAGACAACCCAGAAGUCGAUUACCGACUGACGCGGAUGUACCAGCACACAGUCAGACACGUAACCAAAGACGAAGGCAUCUCCGACCUCCCCAACAUCGCCCACCGCGACUUCUACGGCAUCGGGGACCAGCAGUUCUUCACGACAGACCCGCAACCCCGGGACAAAGAGCGCUGGGUCCACCUCAACACGGAGCGGUUCCAGUUCGAGCCGCACUACCCCGAGGGCCUCAUCACCUUUGACGAGCUUUUGAACUUUGAGGUGGAAGCCGCGUACAGACCCCACGGAUCCGACGUCGCGUUCGUGCAGAACUUGUUGUAUGCCAGACGGCUGCCGACCGAGCUCGUCGACGAGGUGCUGGACUUGGCUGAGUAUCAACCUGGACGGAGACUCAAGGUCGCGCAUGACCCGCUCCAUCCGGGGAAUAGUGAAGAGUUGGACAAGUAUCUCGAGGAAUGCUGGGCUGUUAUGGUGAGGUGCGAGGUAUUCGCCGCAGAGUUUGAUGAGGAGAUUAGUUGGAUUGCUGUUUUCGCGAGGGCAUUCAGGGAACUGCUUCCCAGUCUCAGACUUCACACUAAGCCGGGGAUGGUUCGAUCUGAUGAUGGCUGGGUUGAGGACGUGGCGAUUUUCGUGUGA
Molecule: messenger RNA, 1350 nt
Organism: Colletotrichum karsti
Lineage: Eukaryota; Fungi; Ascomycota; Sordariomycetes; Glomerellales; Glomerellaceae
Exons: 2
Coding region: 1-1350 (449 amino acids)
Source: RefSeq, a predicted model, not a curated record